Molecule: messenger RNA, 1278 nt
Organism: Epinephelus fuscoguttatus (brown-marbled grouper)
Lineage: Eukaryota; Metazoa; Chordata; Actinopteri; Perciformes; Serranidae
Product: myeloid-associated differentiation marker-like
Exons: 1
Coding region: 249-1103 (284 amino acids)
Cellular component (GO): membrane
Source: RefSeq, a predicted model, not a curated record
GUGUGUCCUGAGAUGAACAUGAUAACACGCCCAGCCAGUAUCCAAUCCGUGGAGAGAAACAGGGGCCAUAAACUGUGCAGAUAAGCCCAGGAUGCUCUGUUUGAGUUUCAGUUUCAAAGAACACACCUGCUCGCGGCUCUCAUGGAUUUCUUUGACAGGAUCUGGUUCGCUGUACUGAAGGAUGCACUGAUCGGAAUCGACUGACUUCGGAAACAUUUUUUUAGGUCAGAGACUCAUCCUGUCCAGCCAUGAUCAGUGUGGACUUGCGUGCCCUCACCCAGCCUGUGGGCGCCAUGCGGAUAAUGGAGACCAUCCUCACCUGCAUGUCUUUUAGCCUGGUGGCAGCAGUGGGUUACAUCUCAUCUCCCUACUGGGCGUGGUGUAUGUUUACCUGGUGCUUCUGCUUCUGCUUCACGUUUCUUAUUCUCAUCCUGGAGUUCACAACCGUCAGUGCCAAGUUACCUUUUGCUUGGGAUGAUUUCACCACUGCCUUUGCCAUGCUGGCGAGCCUCAUGUGCCUCGCCGCCUCUGUCAUCUACCCCACCUUUUUCACCUGUAAGACCUGCCACCGCGAGAUCGGUGCCUCUGUGGUGUCCUGGGUCUGCUUCGGGGUGUAUGCAGGUGAGGUGGUUUUGACCCGCCUUCGUCCGAGUGGGCAGAACAGCGGGUUCCUCUCCACGUUGCCUGGCAUUAUGAAGAUGCUGGAGACGUUCCUCGCCUGUCUCAUCUUCACGUCCUUGGAGGACUGGCAGUACUCUGGCUCACCAGAACUGCAGUGGUGCGUGGCAGUGUACUCUUUGUGCUUUAUCUUUGCCAUCAUCAUAAUCCUGCUCACACUUGGACAGCUGACCUCUUACUUUCCAUUCUCCUUUGACAAGCUUGUGAUCGUCUAUAACAUAUUGGCAGCAGUGAUGUAUGUGACGGCUAUGGUGAUCUGGCCACUGUAUAGUUUCCGCACCAAUAAGAGACCCAGUGACUGUGGCCAUCUCUGUGACUGGGAUAAACUGGUGGUGGUCACCUUCAUGACGAUCCUCAACGUCAUUGUUUACAGCCUGGACACCGCCUACUCUAUACGUCUUGUGUUCUGUGUCAGUAACCAGUGAGGCUGCUGCUCAUCAGUAACAUGAACUGAGAACAAACUGUGUCCAGGGUUUGAAUUGUUGUGUUGUUGUGUUAGACAAAAUGUUGUAUGCUAUAUCUAUUUCCUGCUAAGGCUGUCCAUCAAUUAUUAACAAAGAUAAUCAUUACUAUAAUAAAAUAUUGGGUGCCAAGUAUAUA